AUGAAACCGUUUCUGUCCUGUAUCCUCCUGUCAGUCGGACUGGUCACUGGCUACCGCAGUCCUCUGAAUGACUUCCAGCGCUCUGAGGGCCGUGAGCUGGUUCCUACCUCCUGGAACUCAGAACGAGUGCUGCUGUUACCGGGUCUGAACCUGGAGGAGUGUGCUACUCGCUGCUCACAAUCGUUGGACUGCAGAGCAUUCAACUAUGAGACUCGUCCAGCUGUCACCUGUAAACAUCUGCCCUGGGUGGGUGAUGGCAGCAAUGCAGAGGUGAAGAGAAAUGUAAACUGUGACCUUUACGAGAAGAAGGUUUAUGUCAGGAAGUGCAUCGUGGGUAAAGGAGAAGACUACCGAGGGAAGGUUUUCACCACGAAAAGCGGUCUCACCUGCCAACAAUGGUGGUCCAAGUUUCCUCAUGAUCACAGAACUGUCUGUUUGUCUCAUACUAACGGCCUGGAGCUGAAUUACUGCAGAAAUCCAGAUGGGGAUCGCAUCGGUCCGUGGUGCUACACCACCGAUCCUGAGCGACGCUAUGAAAGCUGUAACACCCCCCAGUGCAAAGAUGAGGUAUGUAUCACAUGUAACGGCGAGGACUACAGAGGACAGGUUGACCACACUGUGAAUGGCAAAGAGUGUCAGAGAUGGGACCAGCAGUACCCUCACCAACACAUCUACCAGCCCGAAAAGUAUCCCGAUAAGAGUUUGGAUGAUAACUACUGCCGUAAUCCCGAUGCCUCUCCAGUGCCCUGGUGUUACACCACUGACCCUGAUGUGGAGAGAGAGAACUGUGACAUCAGCAAGUGCACUGAGGUUCAGGUUGAGGAGCGGCAGCGCUCCAGCUUCACCACCAACUGUUUCCGCAGCCGUGGAGAGGAUUACCGUGGUAAAGUCAACGAGACAACAUCAGGUAUCCCCUGCCAGCGGUGGGAUGCCCAGUAUCCUCAUGAGCAUCCCUUCUACCCAAACAUAUAUGAAUGCAAAGGUUUAGAGGAGAACUACUGUCGUAACCCAGAUGGAUCAGAGGCCCCCUGGUGCUUCACAUCUGUGCCAGAGAUGAGGACUGCUCUCUGCUUACAGAUCAAACGCUGUGCAGACGACAUAGAAGCUGAAGAUUGCUAUCAAGAAAAUGGAAAAAACUACAGAGGAAUAGUUCGCAAAACUCGUAAAGGCAUCACCUGUCAGAAGUGGAACGUUAAUACACCUCACCAGACCAAGAUAAACCCAAGGACACAUCCUGAGGCCAAUCUGACAGAGGACUAUUGUCGUAACCCAGAUGGGGACCGGCACGGACCCUGGUGCUACACCACUGACCCCAAAACUGAGUUUGACUACUGUGCCAUCAAACAGUGCGCCGGAGAGAAAGUGUCCCUGACUGAAUCAGUAGAGAAGAUUGAGUUUAGUGAAUGUGGAAAGAGAGAGGACCGCUUGAGCGUACGGAGCUCAAUGUUACGUAUUGUGAAUGGGAUUCCUGGGAACUCACCAUGGACAGUGAGCCUCAGAGACAGAAAAGGAAACCAUUUCUGUGGAGGAUCCCUGGUUAAAGACAGAUGGGUGAUCAGCACCAAGCAGUGCUUCUCUUCCUGCUACGUGGACCUGCCUGGGUACACAGCCAUGAUGGGAACGCUGUUUCGUGAUCCACAAGAAGGGGAGCCUGGUGUGCAAACCAUCCCGCUCACCAAGAUUGUCUGUGGACCCUCCGAGUCUCAACUGGUCAUGCUACAGCUGGAAUACCCUGCCCAGUUUAAUGAGCGUGUCUCUCAGAUCUGCCUGCCUCCUGAGCGCUACAUUGUAGCUGAGGAGACGUCCUGUGAGAUUGCAGGAUGGGGCGAGACAAAAGGGACCGGCAAUGAGAGUGUUCUUAAUGUGGCCCACGUACCAGUUCUUAGUAACAAGGAAUGUAACAAAUACUUCAGAGGUCGAGUUCGUGAGAAUGAGAUGUGCACGAGCUCUUUCCAGGGCGGGGUUGGUGCCUGUGAGAGAGACUACGGCGGCCCUUUGGCGUGUCAGAACAGGGAUUGCUGGGUACUCGAGGGUGUGAUCAUCCCCAUGAGGCGCUGCGGACACCCUGGACAGCCCAAUAUCUUCAUCCGUGUCUCUGUCUACGUAGACUGGAUAAAGAAAGUCAUGGAGAUGGCUUAGAGACAUUCAUGAAGGGGUUGCUCAAACCUGCUUUUAAGCCCCUUUUGAGCGGUUCCUCAGUUGACCAUUUACAUUUUUUUUCUCCCAUAUUUCUUUUACAAUAAAAAAAUCAAAUAAUAUAUCGCAAAAUAUAAUCAGAAUGUAUUUUUGUAUGCGAUUGUAGUUUUAACAUUAUUGUUUCCUAAAAAAAACAACAUUAAGGUCCAUCAGUAGUGGUAAUUUAAAUUCAUGAACUGCCUGUUGCAAGCAGCCAAAAUCCAUCAGACAGAAGAAACAGAAAACAUUUACAUUCCUAAAACAUAAUGACAUAGAGAGGUGCAAAACAAAAGUCAGAGAUGAUUCUGGAAAAUUAACUUCAGGUUUACUAUACUUGAUGACCCCCUGUGUAGCAUGUAUAAGCAGUAUAUAUUUAAUAAAUCAUUUUUAACACACUAUAAUGUAGUUACAAGCAGCUUGAAUGACACAUUUAAGUAUUAGUGUUUGUCAGAAACGAUCGCUUUGCCUAUGAAGUCAUUUUUUCUAUUUUUUAAAAUUGUGUUAAACUAUAUUAUCAUUCAU
Messenger RNA from Monopterus albus (swamp eel), 2697 nucleotides. RefSeq names its product macrophage stimulating 1 (gene mst1). The transcript has 18 exons. Lineage: Eukaryota; Metazoa; Chordata; Actinopteri; Synbranchiformes; Synbranchidae. Bases 1 to 2139 code for a protein of 712 amino acids. The record is from RefSeq and is a predicted model, not a curated record. Gene Ontology annotation, molecular function: serine-type endopeptidase activity; signaling receptor binding. Gene Ontology annotation, biological process: proteolysis.